Molecule: messenger RNA, 2885 nt
Organism: Microbotryum saponariae
Lineage: Eukaryota; Fungi; Basidiomycota; Microbotryomycetes; Microbotryales; Microbotryaceae
Source: the annotation of a GenBank genome assembly
AUGGAUCCCGUGCAGGGUGGUCGUACGCCAUCGCAGCUGGCAUUGUCGAUGGGCACGUCGUCGGCGGUCGUCGAUUCAAAGUCGACCUCGUCAUCGAUCGCCUCGGGUAGCACCGCAACCGGCCUGCCAUCGUCGCAGCAGAACGGCACCGCGCGUCGCAAGGGUCGACAAGUGCAGGAUGUGAACCAUGUCAGUCUCCUCCUCACCGCACCUUUUUCAGCGUUGUGCCUCGUCUGCACGAGCUGACGGAGCGCUCGUCCGUGUGGCGCUGACCGGUGGAGACGAUUACGCGAUGAGCUACAGUUGCUCGGCUUCACGUUACCGCCACGGAGUACACCCCCUCUGGCCUCCGCACCUCGACGAUCCAACAAGCGCAACCCAGCUUAUAAUAGCUCGUUCGAUCGCGCUCGCUACAUCCACACCUUCCGCUUCGUCGUCAAGCCCGAAAAAGGUCAGUUCCGGUUCGGCGUCGUGACCCGGGGAGGGGGGCGUAGAGUAGCGAAUCUUAAUGCUCCAACUGACUUCCCGACCUUGUGGCAGACUACACCGCCAACUUGGCCGAUCACGAUGUCCGGUUGGAUUGGGCCGAUAUCCUGCAGGUCAUCCUCCCCACUGCAUCGAGCGCGUUGUCGACCGUGCUGUCGUCGACCGCGACCGUGCUCGACCAGCAUCCUGGCUCGGCUCCAACCUGUCCCAUCUGCUUGUCUGAACCUACUGCCCCCAGGAUGGUGAGCUGGAACAGAGUGGGCAAGUCGACCUGGUCUCAUUUGACUGACGUUUUGAAUUGCUUCCAUCUUUCGCUCUAACAGACCAAAUGCGGUCAGUUUUGCGAUUGACUCAUCUGUCGUUUCCCCACCCGCACGAGGCUGAUCGGCUCAUUCCCGAAUUCAUCACAGGACAUGUAUUUUGCUUCCCGUGUAUCCUGCACUAUCUGGCGCUCGCGGAUGGCCAGAAAUGGCGCAAGUGUCCCGUCUGUUGGGAGUUGAGUCGCGAACCUUUCCUUCUCUCGAUAAUUGGGUCCCCUCUCCCGCAUCGACCCCACUCGCCUGCCUAUCGAGCCCCUCGAGACCACGGGCGGCAUAAUUUGCUGACUUUUGGCCUGCUUUUUUCUUCUCCUUCUCAGCUCGGUGUAUGCUAAAGACCUCAAAGUCGUAAAGUGGCAUGAUGCCGUCACCUCAGCUCAGUACGACUCGUCGCCAACCGCGGACCUGGCAGCUCUUUCGAUCGAAGACCUAUCCCACUCUCUGCUGCACGACCAUUCGCGGAACACGACUUCCGAAAGCCUUGGAGUAUCAUCUGGAGGCGAGCCACUCAAGAUGCGACUCAUCCGUCGACCCCAAAUCUCGACGCUCGCACUCCCUCGCUCCGACACCUGGCCGUCCGAAGCAGUUCCGCCUCUCCGGGCGCCAUGGAACUUUUCCCCCGAUGCAUUUUCUUUCGCCAAAUUUAUGCUGGGCUCACCCGAGUACCUCAAGGAGGAGUUGGACCAGAAUAUGCGCGACCUCGAGCAGGAAGUCUCCAUCCUACGACGGUGUGGAAGACAGGGUGGCACUGAUGAAGAGUUGGGUAUCGUCUUCGUUCGAGCGGCGAUGGUCAAAGUUUCCGAACAACUCCAAAAAGUCGGGGCUCUCAAAACGACGAGCGUCAUGACGGCGCGGAAAAAGGCGCUCAAGGAGAUUCAGGAGAUCAGGGAUCGGCCGGGCGAAUUGCCGUUGGGGCCUCCUUUACCUCUCUUUUCCGAGACGAGUUCGAGCGAAGUCGAAGACGCUCCUAGCGAACUCCUCGGGAUUCGAUCGUUGAAUGGUGGACGUAUACUCUCGGGUGAUGCACCGGUCUUCCAACCUGGCGGUCCUGGAGCUCGAGCUCGACCGCAGCGCAAGAACGUAAAUCCUGCCCCUGCGCUCGACGCCGAUCCAACCUAUUAUUUCUAUCAGGCCGCUUCGGGCCAGAACAUCUAUCUCCAUCCACUCGACAUCAAGAUCCUCAAAUCUCAUUUCGGGACUUACCAAGGCAUGCCCGACGUCAUCUCCGUCAAAGUCGAAGGCGCGGACGAGGGUUCCAUGAACGACGAUCUACGACGGAGAUGUCGCUGGCUUGCGCAUCUACCGGCCUCAUGCGAUGUCGUCUUUAUCGAGGCGGAUUUGACGUCCGUCGUUCCGGGAUCGAGUUUGCAACCUUACUCGCACGCUUUGAAGCAACGCAGGACGAAGAGGAGGGAUAAAGCGAGGAGGGAGGAUAAGGCCAAGCUCAAUUCGGAGCAAAAAGAGGUCGAGGCUCGUCCCGUCUACAUGGCGACUUAUGGAUCGGUGGGAACGGGAUACAACAGUUGGAGCAAUGUUCCCAUGAAGACGGCUUCGACGCAGCAGAUGAUGGCGUCGACGACGGCGUUCCCUCCUCCUUCGUCGGGAUCCAAUCCCGGUAGCUCGUGGGGUGAUGCGCAUGGUUUCCCUUCCUCCGUUUCUCCCACCAGGCCCGCUCCUAUAUCAAAUUGGGGGAACCAAGCUCCUUCCACUGCAGCGAACACCCAAUCCCUCGCAGCUCCUCGAUCCUUCGCUUCGGCUCUCCAUUCUUCUUCCAGACCUUCCGCUAGCCGACCUUCGCAGGGCCAUGACCUCGACGAAUGGGACGAUGCUGAAUUCGAUGAACGGUGGCACGAUUUCGAAGAUCGAUUACAUGACGCUUCCUCCAACUCAUUCUCUUCGCUAAAUUCAAGAGGGGGAGCAAAUCGAGGUGGGGGAAGCGCGAGUGGAUCGAAUGCUGGUGAUGGGGCAGGGGUUAAGGAUGGAAGGGCGAUGCCGAAGCAGAGUUUCGGGGGCAAGAAGAAGGGGAGAAAGGCGGCGUUGACGUUGAACCUUAGUGGGGCGGCGAUGAGAGGGACCGGAUGA